Neopelma chrysocephalum (saffron-crested tyrant-manakin) is the source of this 4315-nucleotide messenger RNA. RefSeq names its product growth differentiation factor 1 (gene GDF1). Gene Ontology annotation, cellular component: extracellular region. The coding region runs from base 1400 to 2497 and encodes 365 amino acids. Gene Ontology annotation, biological process: SMAD protein signal transduction; BMP signaling pathway. Lineage: Eukaryota; Metazoa; Chordata; Aves; Passeriformes; Pipridae. The transcript has 2 exons. Gene Ontology annotation, molecular function: cytokine activity; growth factor activity. The record is from RefSeq and is a predicted model, not a curated record.
CCCAGGAAAACCAGCCCUGGAGGGUUAUUCCAGCCUCCUGUCCCACCAGGUGAGAGCCAGGAGAGACUUAAUUCUCUUUAAAAGCCUGUGUAGGUCUCAAGAGUCGCUUCAAAACCCAGUCCCAGCCCCUGCUGGGGGGCCCUGGACCCUCCCCCAGCACUGCCCACUCGCUCCAGGGAAGAACAAAGAGUUCCUGCUCCCUGUGGUGGUUUUCCAGGCAGCCCCAGGCUGGGCUGGGGGUCCCUGACCUGGGAAUUCCUGUGGGUUUUAGUCCCUCAGGCCGAGCUGUCCCAUUGCUGCCCACCCCCAGCUCCCUGCUGGGGACGGGGCAGUGGAUCCAAGGCAUUAAUUCCAUGUUUUAGUUGCCGGGUUGGUUUUCCCGUGGCCAAUCUGUCGUGUGGACUCGGCUCCGGGCUCGUGGUGUGAGCCAGGGGGGAAAAAUUCCUGGCUGGGGCUGGUGGGAACUGUCCCAGGCUGUGGCAGGACCCGUCACCUCCUCACUCAUCCAGGCAGUGUCCAAGGGGUGUCUCAGUGCCGGGGUUCCUCGUCUUCCAGCGGGAUUUGUGGGAAAUGAAGGAAGCUGCUGUCCCAGGACGGGCCGGAGCAGAGCUGGGGCAGGGCAGGGUGGGGGAAAUGAGAGUCCCUGGUCACCACAGGGGGGGAUAAACUCGAUUUUACAGCGUUGGCUUUGAGCUGGUGGCCAGUUUUGGGGGAGGUGAGGUGGCAGCUCUGCUGUGAGGGCCAGGAAGGGACUGGGGGUGUGACGGGGGGGACACGGGAGGGACAGGGGCACCCCUCUGCCCAACUGGGGCAGGGACCCCCCGGGGCUGUGUGUCCUGAGGGCAGGGCCCCGUGUGAGGCAAGACUUGGGUGAUUUGAUGUGCUGGGAGUUGAUGGCCUUGAGAGAGAAGCCUCGGGUGCUGUGAUUGUGUCAAAAAGAGCUGAUUUGGGGGGAGGGAGGAAGGAGAGACCCGGCUCUGUGUCCACCCCUGGAUCCAGGGGGGGAUGUCUGCGGCACGUGGGGCUUCCCAGGAGCUUUGUGUGGGAAGAGCAGCCAGCAGGGAUGGUUUUGGUGUGGGAAGAGCAGCCCCUUCCCUGCCACCAGGGAUGGUUUUGGUGUGGGAAGAGCAGCCCCUUCCCUGCCACCACGGACGCUGUUGUUGGCCCUCGAUGGUGUGGAGAUGGUGGGAGAGGCUGUGGGAGCAGCACCAAGGGGUUAAACAGGUCCCAGGGGGGAGCCUGGAGGGACUCACACCCUCUGCCCAAUCCCGGGAAUCCCUCUGUGCUAAUUGAGCACUAAGCAGAUCAAAGGCUCCAAUCAGGGAAUCAACACCCCCCUGGCCUCAUCUCCGGGUCCCCAGCCCGGGCUGCCCUUUGUCUGGAGAAGGAGAGAGGGGCAAUGUGGCUUCUCCCCAGCCUGGCCUGGGCUCUCCUGAGCCCCAUCCUGGGGUCGGAGCUGAGCGUGCAGGAGAGUUUGUUGUUGAAAUCCUUGGGCCUGAGCACCAAACCCAGCCCGAAAACCCCCGUCCCGGUGCCUCCCCUGCUCUGGAGGAUCUUCCAGAAGAGAAAGAUGCCUCCCCCGACGGACAAAGACCCCGUGGAUGGCUGUAGGGUGGAGGAAUUUAAUGUCCCCGGGAACAUCAUCCGAGUCCUCGCUGACCAAGGCCCCUUCAUCCCCGAGGAGCAGCCCCAGGGGUGGCUGUGCCUGCGGAAGCGCCUGUUCUUCAACCUCUCCGUGCUGGAGGAGGGCGAGCGCUUGACCAUGGCCCAGCUGGAGAUCAAAUUCCACCACAAUUCCUACCACCCCUCCCGCCGGGGGCAGGUCUUUGAGCUGAGGCUCUUCCAGACCCCCGAGUUGUCCCCCCCGGGGGUGUCCCAGCCCAGGCAGAAGCCGCUGGUGGAACAGUCCUUUGCUCAGCUGCACAAGUCCCUCCUCUUCAACCUGAGCGUGGCAGUGAAGGACCAGAGGAUGCGCGGCAGGAGCUUGGGAUUGAUCCUGGAGAUCUCGGCGGGUGUCGGGGCGAGCGGGGGGGCCCCGCGGGGCCUCUGCUCCGGCAUCGACUCCUUCCUGGACACCUCCCUGCUGGUGGUGACCCUGAGCCAGCAGUGCCAGGCCCCUCAGAGGAGGAGGAGGAGGAGGAGGAGGAGGAGCAGCGCCGGGCUCCCCCCGCUCACCCCGAGCAACCUGUGCCGGGCGCGGCGGCUCCACAUCAGCUUCAGCGACGUGGGCUGGGAGAACUGGAUCAUCGCCCCCCAGGGCUACCUGGCCAACUACUGCCGGGGGGAGUGUCCCUUCCCGCUGACGGCCGAGCUCAACAGCACCAACCACGCCGUCCUGCAGACCAUGGUGCACUCGCUGGACCCCCAGGGCACCCCCCAGCCCUGCUGCGUCCCCGUCAGGCUCUCCCCCAUCUCCAUCCUCUACUACGACAACAGCGACAACGUGGUGCUGCGGCACUACGAGGACAUGGUGGUGGACGAGUGUGGCUGCAGGUAGAGAGAGGGCGAGCAGGGCGGGGUGGCUGCCGGGUGGAACAAACCCCGAGUGGUUCCAUCCCCUCUGUGCCGGCGUUCGGGGAGUUUCCCGUGGGUGCGUCGGGGGGUCGGAGAGUUCUGGGGUGGCGCGAAGGGAUCGUGGCUGGAGUGAGUUGUGGUUUAGGGCUGGAGUUGUGAUUUAGGGCUGGACUUGUGGUUUAGGGCUGGACUUGUAAUUUAGGGCUGGACUUGUGAUUUAGGGCUGGAGUUGUGGCUUUUAGGGCUGGACUUGCGAUUUAGGGCUGGACUUGCUGUUUAGGACUACCUGGGUGUUGGGCUGGGAUUAUGAUCGAGCCUGGUGCUGGUUGUCCAUUCCCUGCCCCACAGGGGGUGGUAGCACCAGGCUGUGAGUCCCAGACUCCCCCUGAGGUGCUGAUUCUUUGGGCUCCUUGGCUCGGCAGCUUUCUCGGGGCAUAAAUGGCUUUUGGGGGUGAAAUGGGGCUGGGGGGGUCCCCGGGUGUGGCUGUGAGGGGAGGAGGUGCUGCUGCAGGACAGAGGGAUGGUGUGAGGGCACGAGCUCUGUGUGACCAAAUCCCUCCCCCGGGGAGGGAGGCAGAGCCCGGGGUGGGACACACGAGGUUUUUCUCCCUGGCUGGGGGAGCUCAGCCCUGAGCUGGUUUUAUGGUGACAGGGUGGCUUGGGGGGGACAGAAAUGGUGGGUGGCCAAAUGCAACGGAGGUUUUGCCCCAAAAAAGCCCCCUGGGAGCUGCAGGAUGGAUGUUGUGGCCGAGGGGGGGGGGGCUGUGGGGGACAGUGGGCACGGGCAAGGAGUCGGUGGCAUCUUCUCCCAACCCGCCGUGUCAGUAUUAAUUUACCUCAUUUGCAAAUGGAUGAGCCCAGGGUGGCUCUGUUCCUGUGUGUCCCUCUGUCCCUGUGUGUCCCUCUGUCCCCGUCUGUCCCUCUGUCCCCGUGUGUCCCUCUUCCCUGCGUGUCCCUCUGUCCCUGUGUCCCCCCCAGGUGGCAGCCGAGCACCAGGCACGGGCAGAGCUCUCAGGCCCUUGUGUAUUUUAGGGUUAUUUUGGGUUUAUUUGUUGCUUUCUGGGUUGGCCCCAGGCCCCUGCAAUGGUAUUUAACGCCCCUAACGAGCAGCCCCGGGCAGCAGGGACCCGAAUCUGCCCCGUCUUCCCUCGUUGACCACUUUUCUUCCACUUCCCAGCGUGUGGGCUCUGAGUUUUCCAGCAGCUCAAGGUUUAAAUCCCGGGCCUGGCUGCUGAAUGUCUGUUCAAAGCCACCCCCAGCCCUUCAGGUGGGACUUUCCUGACACCACUUUUGGGGGUUUUUUUGUUAUUGUUUUAUUUUUUAGGGCAAGGGGUGGGAACAGAACAGGAAUCCGAGUUAGACUUGAAUUUUUUUGCUCUUUUUUUUGGUUUUUUUUUUUUUUUUGGAACUGUGAACCUGCCCCUGUGGCCUCUGUUUAUUUUUUUCUCUGCUGUUUUCGUACCGAUGUUGUGUCGCCUUCGAGGUCUGAUGAAGUUUUACCACCUCCUUCCACCCCCCUUCCCCAUGGCAAGCACUGAGGGUUUAACCACUCUGGGGGUCCCCUGUGAUGGUGUUUUUUGCUUAACAACACCCCCUAAAAUGUGUAGCUGAAGACCAAGACCGGAGCAGCUCGGGUACUUUUUAGGUGUAGCUUUACUAAUCUUUUCCCACCCAGGUGUCUCCUGAGAGCUCCAGGGCAAGCCCAGCCCAGCCCUGCUCCUGCUGAAACCCCUCUCAACCACUGAAAAUGUUCUAAGGGCUUAACUCCGGGGAGUUAAAUCCCAGAUUUAAGAUCAAGAGU